Culex quinquefasciatus (southern house mosquito) is the source of this 4202-nucleotide messenger RNA. Its product is annotated as hemicentin-2. The record is from RefSeq and is a predicted model, not a curated record. NCBI's taxonomy places the organism in Eukaryota, Metazoa, Arthropoda, Insecta, Diptera, Culicidae. Bases 1251 to 3947 code for a protein of 898 amino acids. The transcript is spliced from 19 exons.
GACUGCUGACGGUGGCGCAACACGUGCACACGGUGAAUCGCAGCUCGGCGAGGUUUUUCCGCGCGUCGUUUUUUCACCCAAAAAAGUGCGUCGUCGUCGUCCAUUACACAAAUAAGACAGUGUGUGUGUGACUGUGUGUGCGAAGAAGAAGAAAGGGGGGAAGGUUUGGAGAAGACAACCGAAUUGGGAGUGGAGUGGUAAGCCCUGGGGUAUGCCUUUUUUCUUACCCAUUUUGGACAGCUGAAGAGCGUGCUGUUGUCCUCCAAGUUGGUGUUGUUUUUGUUGUUGUUUGCGCUGGUGGUGUGCUGCUGCUGUUUUUCCUAGUGUGUAGAGGAUAUUUGUGGCCCCCGCACAUAGACACAUGGCGAAAGUUUUCCAUUUCGCUAAAUAAAAUUUAGCGCCCCCCUCCGACGUCUCCCGGCACAAGUCCAAGGUGUUCGAUUUCGCGUGCUGCGUCGGUUUUCCACGGAAGUUUUUCCCCGGAAGUCGAGGGAAAACACAAAAAGGUGCGCGCUGUUUUAUGAAAGGUGAUUAGCGCUCUCGUCCGUUUUGGGGGAGGAUUCCGGGAAGGAAAACUGUGCGAGCGAGGGGGUGGUGAAACUAGUGUGGAAGACCUUAAGGAGGACGAACCAGCGGAACUACUGCGAGCUCGUUAAAGUUCUAAAGAAGGAGAGCUUUCAUCGCUUCCAAAACAAAAAGAAGCAGCCAGGAAAAAAGGACGAUGACAGCGAAAGUUUAGCUGUGUGUGCGUGUGAGUGUAAGUGUGCACGAACUUUACGCCUUUCGUUUCGCCUUAAUGUAGGCAAACACACACACCGGCUCAAUACAUCACAGUGAAUUAUUUCCUUCGGUGGUGGAGGCCGAGCACGAAGAACCCAGAAGUGAAGCAAAAUUAAGGUGAGAUCAAAAGUUGUCGCCAGCCGCCGUGAGCCGCACAUACAUCAAACCUAGCCGAGUGUGCGAGGAAAAGGAAGGAAAUUCACACGUGUCGGUGGUGGAGGAAUUUACGACCUUAAGAUACGCAGGACAACGCGCAUCCAUUCCGGUGCAGCCAAACAACUCAACUCACUGGGUUCCGUGGAACUUUGAACCAGUUCAGUUCAGGAGCAGGCGCAUCAUUAAAUGCAAUCGACCGCACAACAACAGCCGCCAUUUGUUUGGACUGAAUAAAAGCCACUAAAGGCCCGGUCCGUCGGUGAGGAGUGGGAAAAGUGUACAAAGUGGACAAAGUCACGCGUGAGGAGCUGAAAAUGAAAUUUAAUGGUUUCCUGAAUGUUUUAUGCUGCAAACUGGUGCUAAUUAUAAAUUUAGCAGAUGGGAAAUUGACACACGAGAAGGACAAACACGAACCCUACAACGUUGAGGGCGUCGAGGGGCGUAGCAUCGAGUUACAAUGCCCAAUUACGGUGCCGCUGACCGAGGUGAGCAUGGUGCUCUGGUUCAAGGAUGGCGCCGGAAUUCCACUGUACAGCUUCGACGUACGUGACAGGAUGGCCCGCCAGCCGGCACACUGGUCAGCGCCGGAGGUAUUUGGAUCACGUGCCAAGUUCAAUAUUGAUAAAUCACCUGCAUCGUUGCUGAUAAAGGACCUGAAACGGCACGACCAAGGUUUAUAUCGCUGUAGAAUAGAUUUUCGUACCAUUCAAACGCAAACGUAUCGCUACAACCUGACUGUUAUAGUGCUGCCGGAGCAACCGGUGGUUCUGGACCGCUGGGGACGGCUGAUGAACGGAACCAAGCUCGGACCCAAGGAGGAAGGCGAUGACGUCGUAAUUACCUGUCGUGUCUCCGGAGGUCGCCCGCAGCCCUCCGUCAGGUGGCUCAUCAACGGCGUCAUCGUAGACGACCAGUACGAGCACACCUCGGGCGACAUCAUCGAGAACCGGCUGCUGUGGCCGACGAUCCAGCGCAGCGACCUGAACUCCAUCUUCACCUGCCAAACCAUGAACACGCGGCUGGUCGAGGCGAAGGAAACGAGCUACGUGCUGGACAUGCACCUGAAACCACUGUCGGUGCGAGUGAUUGAUCCGCCGGGCUCGGUCGUGGCCGACAAGCGGUACGAAGUGUCCUGCGAGAGCAGCGGCUCGCGCCCAAAUGCCAUCAUCACCUGGUACAAGGGCAAGCGGCAGAUGCGCCGCACCAAGGAUGACAUCCUCAGCCACAACCGGACGCUGUCCACGCUGAGCUUUUCGCCGUCCACCGAGGACGAUGGCAAGCUGCUGACCUGCCGGGCCGAAAACCCCGACGUCAAGGGGCUGUUCCUGGAAACGACCUGGAAGAUGAACGUCGUGUAUCCACCGAUCGUAAGCGUCCAGCUGGGCUCGACGCUGAUGCCGGACGACAUCAAGGAGGGUGACGACGUGUACUUUGAAUGCCACGUGCAAUCUAAUCCGGCCUGGAAGAAGCUGCAUUGGUUCCAAGGGGACACGCUGCUCCUGCACAACGCUUCCGCCCGGGUCAUCCAAACCAACCAGAGCCUGGUGCUGCAGAAGCUGGGCAAGCAGUCGGCCGGAUAUUACGCUUGCAGUGCAAUCAACGACGAGGGCGAAACCGUCAGCAAUCAGCAGUUUCUUCGGGUGAAACAUGCUCCGGUGUGUGCACACGAAAAAGUCGUCCUAAUUGGUGCAUCGAAAAACGAAAAUGUGGAAAUUUUAUGCGCGAUUCAUGCAGAUCCACCCGCCAGAACUUUCCACUGGAGGUUCAACAAUUCCGCCGAGAUUCUGGAAGUUGACCCGCACCGGUACUCGAACCACGGAAACUUCAGUGUGCUGCAGUACACCCCGGUUACGGAACAGGACUACGGUACCCUAUCCUGCUGGGCUUCCAACGAGAUCGGAACCCAAAGCGAACCCUGCUUGUACCAAAUGAUUCUGGCAGAUCUUCCGGCUCCGGUGGCCAACUGUACCGUGUACAACCGGACGCAACAGUUUGCCGAGGUCCAGUGUGCACCUGGUUAUGACGGGGGUUUACCGCAAAUGUUUGUGCUGGAAUUAGUCUCCAAAAGAACCGGUGCAAGAAGGUUCAACUACUCGAACAAACACGAACCGUACUUCUUCCUGGAGCGGCUCGAGUGGCUCACCAACGUGAUGUCGCUGGAAAACAACUCCCUCUCCUGCGUGAUGUACGCCGUCAACCAGCGUGGCUCCAGCAUCGGCGUGGUGAUCCCCAACUUUGAGAUUGGCCACAUUCAUCCGUUCCAGUCGGAAGGCAAACACUCGACCGAGUGGCUCCCGAUGACUCUCGGUGUCCUGCUUACCAUCAUAAUAUUGGCCCUCUCGAUUUCAACCAAAGCGAUCCUGGGGACGGUCAGCUGCUGUCGACGCCGGACUACGACGGACGACGGCAAACGGAGUGAUAUGAAAAUUGCACAGCAAACAAAAAAUAUUGUGAUUUCGAACGAUUUCGAAUGCGGAACUAAUUGUUUGAAGCUGAAAACCGGCCAAACGCACAACAACCACUAUCAGGAGAACAUUCGGGCCAGUUUGCGGAAGAAAAACACUUCAAAGGAGCUGGCCAACGAGGACGAGCCCGAUCCGGACGUCAUUCCGGCCCAGUUCAACAUGAUUUCGUCUUCGCCGAUGCUCUCAACGCCAAUGCUCGGAACGGGCAGCCGGGACAAGGCAAGUCAGCAGCAUCAGCAGUCGCCCCCGGACGGAGGCAACGGUAACAGUGGCGGCGGUUACGCAUUCGUCGACUACUCGGCCAACUCGUACUAUCUUAAUCCGAUAGACUUGACCAACCUGAGCAGCACCAUGGGACUGCCUCCGGUGUCGUCCUCCCAGGAACACCACCAGGACAGUGGAGGAGGCUGGAGUGGGGGGCGACCGCUCGUGACAGCUACAACAAGCUCUGCAGUGGCUCCUCCGUCGGCGACCGGUUCCGAUCUGGACAUCAACGUGAUUAAGGAUCGCCUCAUGACGACCCGGGUGCCGGAGAGUUGCGUUUGACCGGUGACGAUGGAAUUAUUUGUAGUGCGAAUUUUGAAUGCGAAGGCGAAGGUGGACCUCCGAUGCAUAUCUCUUCCGACGCAGCAGCACAGCAUCAUCAAGGACGCUCCGGUCCAACUGGUGAUGGCACAACGUACGCAACGGUGUCGAGGACUGUAGAAGCUCGAAACAUUAUAAAGAAUUUUAAAACAAAGUGUAUUUUUUCGGACUAGCAAAAGAAAUCAACAAAAAAGAUGGUAUUCUCGUUUUUUUUAA